ACUCCGGUUACGGUCCUAUCGCGCAUACGACAUAAUAUUAUUAUGCGAUAAGCCGAUAACUAUGUGUAUAUGUUGUACGCGUCUCGUCGACUGUUGUGGAAUUCGUCAAUCGCGUACGUUUUUUUGUCAAUAUUGUCGUUCUACGAUUCUACAUCGUCUAUCAUAAGUGUGCGCACUUAAUAAUAGGGCAAUUGGGACAUACAUAUUAAUAUUUUUGUCUUUUGCCCUUCGACCCGGUCUGACAUCACUCGCAUCACGGUUUUCUCUUUUGUUUCGCAGACCAAUAUAAUAUUACUCACAACACGCCCGCCGCGUUAUCACCACUAUUAUUGUUAUUUCGUGAUAACAUCGAGACGACAUUCAGACGUGUUCGACGCUCUCAUAACAUCGUCAUUAAACUCAGUGUUUAGAACGCUCACCAGCGAACAGUUAACUCGCGGUUACUAUAAUAUACACUAAAACACGCCUAUCGUUAAUUGUCGUAUAUAAUAUUAUAGGUAGCAAUUAUUACUAUUACGUCGUCGAACCCGUGUACCCAAUAGUUAUCUACGAAAGAUAGUACGCACACAAUUUACACGUUACGCACACAAAUCCGAACGUUUUGCGCCUUCGACGCGGUCGGCGGUUCUACUACGCGUAUUAUAUUAAUUUUUAUCUAAUCUACAAAACGAAUAUUACAUUCUGCCCGCUGGAAUUCGAAGGUAGCAUACGGACCCGUGUUCUACACUCAUCGCAGUGGUGCGAUGAGCGGUCAGCAUUUAGCAGAUGGUACGGUUGACACCGGAAAUGGUGGAAAUCGUAGCCCAGUUGAUACUAAAUCGCCCACGUCCAUUGAAAAACAACACAGUUACGAGCAAAUAGAUCAUGCUCAUUUUUUGGCCAAUGACAUAGGCACUCUCUAUCUCAAUGACAGGUUUUCUGAUGUCGUAUUGCUGGUUAAUGGUGAACGUUUCCAUGCUCACAGAGUGGUGUUGGCUUCAAGGAGCGAUUAUUUUAGAGCGCUGUUGUAUGGUGGUCUCAAAGAAUCUCAUCAAUCAGAAGUGGAAAUCACUGAUGCUUCGAUAAAUUCAUUUAAAAAACUUCUCGAGUAUAUUUAUUCAGGACGUAUGAACCUAAGUAUAUUAAAGGAUGAAGUUAUCUUAGAAAUAUUUAGUCUUUCCAAUUUAUUUGGUUUCACAAAUUUGGAACUUUCGCUAUGCAAAUAUUUACGCAGUAAUAUCAAUGUUUAUAAUGUGUGCUCCGUGUUUGCUGCAGCACGUUUAUAUCAGCAUAAAGAGUUGGUUAUUGAAGCGUUGAAUUUUACAGACUGUCACGCAUUAGAAGUACUUCAAUCUGAAUCUUUUUUAUCUCUUUCACCUGAAGCACUUCAAGAAGUACUUAAUAGAGAUUCAUUGUAUGCAUACGAGUUGGAUAUAUUUCGUGCAGUUUGUCGUUGGAUUAAAGCAAAUCAAGAUGAUGAAGACCCUGAAGCUAAGAUUAAAGUUUUGUCUGCUGUCAGAUAUCCCUUGAUGAGUUUGGAUGAAUUACUUUCAGUUGUGAGGGAAUCACAACUUGUUAGUUCUGACAACAUUUUGGAUGCCAUACAACUGCGAAAUACAUUACCUUCGCAUAAACUAAAAUUUAGAGGACAACUAAAACCUAAUCUAAAUAUUGCUCAUCCUUCACAAGGCGCUCAGGUAAUGCAAGGAGAAAUGCGUUCAGCGUUAUUAGAAUCUGAUUCUAAUGGGCAUGAUCAUGAGCGGGGCUGUACUAGACAUUUAAUUAAUGAAAGCGACAGUGGUAUUAUGAUAAAGCUUGGUCAUCCCUCAAUUAUAAAUUAUAUAAAAAUGCAACUAUGGGAUAAAGAUCUCAGGUCCUAUUCUUAUUACAUCGAAGUAUCAAUGGAUCAACAUGAUUGGGUGCGUGUCAUUGAUCAUUCUAAUUAUUAUUGUCGAUCAACACAGCGUUUAUGGAUACAUCCUCGGGUAGUGCAAUACAUUCGUAUUGUUGGUACCAAUAACACCGUUAAUAAAUCUUUCCAUACAGUUUCAAUAGAAAUAAUGUAUAAUUCUGAGGAAAUGAAUUUAGUAGACAUCGAAAAAGGAUUAGUAGUACCAAAAUUUAAUGUUGCUACAAUGGACAUGAAUGCUAUUGUUAUUGAUGGAGUGAGUCGUUGUCGAAAUUCACUAUUAGAUGGCAACUGUAAAGAUUAUGACUGGGAUUGUGGUUACACGUGUCAUCAGUUGGGCUCUGGAUGUAUACUUGUCCAACUUGGUCAACCCUAUAUGCUUAGUUCAAUGAGAAUGCUACUUUGGGAUUGUGAUGAUCGUUAUUAUAGUUACUAUGUUGAAGUGUCAGUUAACAUGUGGGAUUGGGAAUUGAUUGUUGACAAAUCAAAAGAGCAUGUUCGAUCUUGGCAACUUUUGCAGUUCAACUCUCGGCCUAUUGUAUUUAUUCGUAUUACUGGUACAUAUAAUUCAGUUAAUGAGGUUUUUCAUUGUGUUCAUCUAGAGGCACCAGCUCAAGUUCCAUUAGACUUAAAUACAGCUGAAGUUGAACAGGAAAUUUCAAACUUACAAGUAACAAACAAAUUAAACAAUAAUGAAUUGGAUGAGCCUAAUUCGUUGGAAACAUCACCAACCACAGAAGCAGAAACUUCAACAGCAGUAGCGGGCAGCCUGAUUAUUUAAACCAUAUAUUUUACUGCAUCAUUUGCUAAUGUUCCUUGCUUAUUUUCCAUAAUAGACUGAAUGUUAUAUCAAAUUGUUAUUUAUUUAUUUUUUCGUAUAAAUUAUACAGUUAUUAAUUUUU
This is a messenger RNA of Rhopalosiphum maidis (corn leaf aphid), 2790 nucleotides long. It is a transcript of the gene BTBD9, whose product is annotated as BTB/POZ domain-containing protein 9. The transcript is spliced from 12 exons. Gene Ontology annotation, biological process: adult locomotory behavior; circadian behavior; modulation of chemical synaptic transmission. The record is from RefSeq and is a predicted model, not a curated record. NCBI's taxonomy places the organism in Eukaryota, Metazoa, Arthropoda, Insecta, Hemiptera, Aphididae. The coding region runs from base 744 to 2669 and encodes 641 amino acids. Gene Ontology annotation, molecular function: protein binding.